AAAGUUGGCUCAAUACCACAGGCGUUUCUUGCAGUGAUAAUGUUUUCAAUUCACAUUGGCGGUAGCCCUGCCUGACCACCUUUUCACAAACAGAAGUUAUCUCAUGCGCGUUUCCCUAGAUUCACCACAUCUAUGUGAUUGCACGAACCGACCAACGAAUAACGGUAUUGCAUACCAGGACAAUCUAUCAGAUUUGCAUUGCUGGUGGUGCAUGUAAUAGUAGAACAAUGUAAGCCAUACUUAUCUGCUUCGUUUUCAGCUAACCGGAGGAGAGUUCAAGGGAAAAUGAACGUUAUUGGAAACUAAAUGCACUCUCAAAUCUGAGGCAUGGAUUUCGAGCAAGUCCUAGUCAAGGCCGGUGGGUUCGGCUUGUUCAACAAGACCGCCAUGUUGCUGCUCCUGCUGCUGAGCGGCUUCCACACAUCCCUGUACGUGUUUGGCCAUUUCCUAAUCACGGUGGCGCCGUUCAGCCAGUGGUGCUUCCCGAAGGACAGCAUACCUUCGGUGGAUGAGAUAAGCCGACUGCCCAGGGCAAGUGUCAGGACCUCCGUGCACUUCCUACUUGGAAUACGCUUACCGCAACGAAACAACCUUUCAGGAAAAUCUCAAGUCUUGUCCUACAGGAUGGCAGUACGACCGGAACGAGUUUUUCCAGACCAUAACUAUGGAGAAUCAGUGGUUUUGUGGAGAGAGCUGGAAGUUGUACACGGUCCACACGGCAUUUUGGGUUGGUUCCAUGGUCGGCUACUUGAUCUGCGGAACGUUAUCAGAUAGAAUUGGACGGAAGAAGACUGCCGCGAUACUGACACUCAUCGGAACUGGUGCCAACGUCGCUGGGACCUUUUUCACCGAUCAUGUGGGAUUCUCGGUGCUUCGGUUUUUUACUGGCAUGGGCUCACUGACCGUUAAUAGUGCGAUAUUUGUUCUAGUGACGGAGUACACGGUGUCUCACAGAAGGACACUGGUGGCCUUUGUGUGGGCCACCACGUGGGCAGUGGUGGGCUGCGCGGUACCCUGGUACGGCUACCUGACACAGAGCUGGCGGGCCUUGCUCUAUGCUGCAGCAAUUUCCGACGUACUGCUGCUGCUUUGUCUAUGCUGGAUUCCCGAGUCUUCGUGCUGGCUUCUGUCAGUUGGUCGCGUUGCCGAGGCGGUCCAUUCGAUCCAGCGCCUCGCAUCAAUGAACAGAAGAAAAGUCACAAAAGAACAAAUCUUGGAACUCUUAAUUGGGUCGUCGACUUGGAGGGUGGGCCGAGGCUUCCUCUACGGGUGA
Dermacentor silvarum is the source of this 1273-nucleotide messenger RNA. Its product is annotated as solute carrier family 22 member 4. Gene Ontology annotation, biological process: transmembrane transport. The transcript has 6 exons. The coding region runs from base 665 to 1273 and encodes 202 amino acids. Gene Ontology annotation, molecular function: transmembrane transporter activity. The record is from RefSeq and is a predicted model, not a curated record. Gene Ontology annotation, cellular component: membrane. NCBI's taxonomy places the organism in Eukaryota, Metazoa, Arthropoda, Arachnida, Ixodida, Ixodidae.